CACGUAGAAUUCCACUAUCGAUAAUUGUGCGAAGACGCUUUAGUUCCCUUGUUGGAGCUGUUUCCUUAUCGAAGAUAAAGGGGGUUUUGCUCCUGAUAGAGAGCACAGCAGAAAGGAUAAUCUCGAUGCGCCGCGAGUCAUUCCGUUUCAGUAUCGCGAUAGACGUAUUUCUGUCAACUUCGAUUCUCCCUAUCUCUGUGCGAACCUUUAAGACAGAAGAUACUCGUAACAAAUAGACAUUUCGACGAAAAUUCUCGACGUACAGUCGGUGUUUCGGUGUGUAAAAAGGUGAAUCGAUAAAACGAACCGAAGAAUGUAAACGAAGAGGAAGAGGGGGACAGAAGUGUGUUGAUUAAUCUCGAUCAAUUUAAAUAUGGAGAACGACAGAAUUGUGAAUUAUGAAACGACCCAAUGACCUGAUUCGUUUACGACUAAUUAUGGGUGAUUAUUGUUUAUCGAGUGCAACGUAAUAACGUUUGAACUAACGAUCGGGAAAUGAACGACAACAAGAGGCGAUCGACGCAGUUGACGAUUUAUAUCUGUCCGUCGACGUACGAGCCGAAUGCACACGCAGAGCAGCCUAGUUCGUGGUAUAGUUGGAUCUUCGAUGCACUGUGCGGAAGUGUAAGGAAAAAGUGGUACGCGAGCAGGAGCAACGUUCACGAGAACGGAGGAAUACCUUCGUCGCUUGUGGUCUCCGAACAGAAAGGACCAGAAAGUAUCGAAGCUCAUCCGUUAACCAACACUGUUCCUAGUCUCGUAAAAAUAUUACUGGUCUUCCCUAAAGAUGAUCAACAAAUGGACGUACUCGCGACAACCUCGAGGCGACUGGGUUGGAGCGUGUCGGUGGCGAAAGACGCGGAAAAAGCGGUCGAAUUCUUCCAGAGUCGGGGUCACGAGCUAGUGAUCAUCGAUCAUCGGGGGCAGCGCGCCGCUGAGGCCGAUAUGAUUUGUAGGGCGAUUAGGUCUAGUCCCGUUUACCACAAUUCCGUUAUUAUAGCUCUUGUAAAGAAAUCGUUCCUCAUGCACGGAGAAAAAGAUAAAAUCGUGGCACUGGAUUUACUGGAGACAGGAUUCACUAGAGCUCUGAUGGAGUGCUCCCACGAGAGGAUCUUAAUAAACGAACUAGUGGGAAUCUACACUAGCGCACUCCUACCAAGGACACAACUGGCGGCUGCUAACGCACUGUACUUGGCACUUGACAGAUGCCGCGACAUGGUACACGUGACGAACGAUAAACACAUUGUACAGUUUGUUAAUAAAAUUAGCGAGAAAUUACUAGGUUAUAAGACCAGCGAGAUCCUGGGGAAAAGCAUCGCGGAGAUAGUGUUCUACGAUAACUUUAUCCUUAUGGAGCAGCAUAUAAGUAAAGGAAGGGAGUUCGAGGGGAAUAUGAACUGCAAACGAAAGAACAAUCAGAUGAUCACCAUCAGCUGCAGGGUGAUACCUUUCUGUGUCAGCCUGAAAAAACCGACUCAUUAUAUUUAUAUAUACGAUACGACGUAUUUAUCGGAGAACAUUGGUUCGUUAAGUCCAGCUCCAACUCAGCCCCCUUUUAUCAGGGCAAAUGCUGUUGUUUCUCAAAGGAGGACAUCUGAUAUUAAAUCGACCAGCGAAAGUAAUGGCCGAAGGCGGUCCAGUUUACACAAGCUGCACAGUUUACAAUUGGAAGCGCCGAUCACGAAAGUGAUCUCACUCCUAUCGAAUUCGAUCACGGAAUCUACGACGCCCGAUACAGCGGCGCAAAUUGAAAAAGCAAUUGAAAUUCUCAAAACGACUGAAUUGUACGUGCCAUCGUUGAGAGAGGAUACAGAUCCCGUAGCGACUGAUCUAGUCGGAGCCUUACUUUCUUCACCAAGGAAAGCAUGGGAAUCGAGGAGAUCAUCGGUGGAAUCUGGGCCGCGAUAUUCCGCAGUAAAGGCUAUCGCCAGCAAUAUCGCUGCCUCGCGUAUGCAAAUCAAAGGCUUCAGGGGUCCUCAGGAGAUCGCGGAAAUUUUGGACAGGUGUUUAGAAUGGAAUUUCGACAUAUUCAAACUGGAAAUUCUGACAGAAAAAAGACCAUUACUCUUCCUUGGUAUGACAGUCAUGAACCAGUUCCGCGCUCCAGCCAGGUUGGGUUGCGAAGAAAAAAUCGUGCAGAACUGGUUGACCAUGAUCGAGAUGAAUUAUCAGGCUCAGAAUGUUUAUCACAAUUCAACUCAUGCUGCGGACGUGUUACAAGCCACAGCUAGAUUCAUGCAAUCCGAGAGACUGAAGCAAAUUCUAGAACCUUUGGAUGAAGUAGCCACUCUAAUCGCGGCUGCUGCUCAUGACGUCGACCAUCCAGGUAGAUCCAGCCAAUUUCUUUGCAACGCUGACGACAAACUAGCGAUCCUCUACAACGAUCUAUCUGUACUCGAAUCACACCAUGCAGCGUUAACGUUCAAAUUAUCCUUAUCGAACGACAAUGUGAAUAUAUUCAAAAAUUUGGAAAGGGACACUUAUAAACAGCUUCGUCAAACAGUGAUAGACAUGAUCUUGGCCACAGAGAUGACAAAACACUUCGAGCAUCUAGCGAGGUUCAUGAACAUUUGCAGUUCAAGAAUUGCGGACUAUCAACAAGUAGGAGCAUACUCGGAUACCGUGGAUAUGUCGGUUGUGUUACAGCCAGACAAUGUGGUCUUGGUGAAAAGAAUGAUGAUCAAGUGUGCGGACGUGUCGAAUCCGACUCGACCGCUCAAGUGCUGCAUCGAAUGGGCCAGACGAAUCACGGAAGAGUAUUUCAGCCAGACCGACGAAGAGAAGAAGUUAAAACUGCCGGUACAAAUGGCGAUGUUCGACAGAUUAACAUGCUCGAUACCGAAAGCACAAAUAGGUUUCGUCGAUUUCAUCAUCAACGACAUGGUCGAAGCGUGGGAUGCAUUUAUCGACAUGCCGGAGAUGGUGGGGCAUAUGAGGCAGAAUUACGAGAAAUGGAAAGAAUACAACGAACGAGGCGUAUCAACUCUGCAGGACCUCGAAAAGUUACAAAAGUUACCAGAACUUCAGAUAUACCAAUCACAGCCACCCUCGUGACCCAUGGAAAAGAAGCGACAUCCUCCCACACUCUUCUCGUCCGUCCCAAAAACGCAAAGCUCCGCGCAAGCAAGCGAUUUGUAAAAUAUAUUCGUAAUAUUUAAGAUAUAGAGGUAAAAUACGACACGUCGUACAGUUGUAAAAGCUUUUUUUAGAAAAUACACGUAAUUCUGAACCCUCUCUCUCUCUCUCUUUCUCCCCGUCUCGUCAUACUUCAUUAAUCUCUUCUUCACUUUUCACCUACCCCACUACUCUACUUUUCACGAAAGCCAGGCUUAUUUUAAACCAAUGAAUACACGAGAAAUGGCUUGUUCUAUGAAUAACCCUAUGCGUUAUUCUUUACUCGAUUCUUUUCCUGAAAAUGCCAAAAUAAAACCAUCGUGCAAUUUUUCCGUUAACAGUCAUCGAAGCUAAUUUUGGCUCAACUAUUUGUCGCGCUCGAAAUACGCGUGUUACACAAUUUGAUCUUUUUUUAACCGCGGAAUCAACUUCCGACAAUUAAGGAAAACUCGCAGAAUUCGUAGAAUCGUAAUUUCAAUGAAAAAUAAAUUUAACGCGGAUUUUUCAAUUUGGUAUUUUUUGCAUCGGUAGAGUUAAUAUUUUUCAAAUGAAAAAUAAAACCUAAUCAUCCAUUUCGCAGUGUAAAUUUCACAUCGGUAGAUUUAAUUUUUUUUUUAAUGAAA
This is a messenger RNA of Habropoda laboriosa, 3737 nucleotides long. RefSeq names its product high affinity cAMP-specific and IBMX-insensitive 3',5'-cyclic phosphodiesterase 8A-like (gene Pde8). Gene Ontology annotation, biological process: signal transduction; positive regulation of ERK1 and ERK2 cascade. The record is from RefSeq and is a predicted model, not a curated record. NCBI's taxonomy places the organism in Eukaryota, Metazoa, Arthropoda, Insecta, Hymenoptera, Apidae. The transcript has 18 exons. Gene Ontology annotation, molecular function: 3',5'-cyclic-nucleotide phosphodiesterase activity. Bases 496 to 3054 code for a protein of 852 amino acids.